UCUGUUUUCCUUUUUUAUAAGAACAUAUACUUCUGUUUCUCGGUCAGACCACAGGAACACGACAGGAAGAGAUGUACCGGUACCUCUAAUUGCAUCCGUUUUUGCUUUUUCGAGUUUUGAGUAAAACGUCAACUAAAACUGGAAGUACACCAACUGUAUUCAUCCAUUUAAAAAGCGCACAGAGGGUUAAGCAGCAACUGACAGCCUUACAGUGCCACUGCCACACAUGCGCCAACCUCACCUGCGUCACGGACGGCGUGUGCCACCUGGCGGUCACCCGACAGGGCGGCGGCGUGACGGUCCAGCGCACCAUGUGCAUCGCCGAGAAGGACCUGAUUCCGCGCGACCGACCCUUUGUUUGUGCCCCCUCCCUGAAAGACGACACCGUCUACCCUGUGUGCUGCAGCACCGACCUCUGCAAUAAAAACCUCAACCGGAGCUUCUUCCCUGACCCCCCCUCAAAGACCCCGCCCCUGGGCCCCGUGGCGCUGGCAGCUAUGAUCGCAGCCCCCGUCUGCGUGCUGUGCUGCGUGCUGGUGCUGGCCUUCUACAUCUGCCACAGCCGGGCCGUCAUCCACCAGCGCGUGCCCAGUGAGGAGGACCCCUCGCUGGACCCCUUCAUCACCAUGGGCACCACCCUCAAGGACCUCAUCUACGACAUGACCACGUCCGGCUCCGGCUCGGGCCUGCCGCUGCUGGUGCAGAGGACCAUAGCCCGGACCAUCAUCUUGCAGGAGAGUAUCGGCAAGGGCCGCUUCGGCGAGGUGUGGCGCGGCAAGUGGCGGGGGGAGGAGGUGGCCGUCAAGAUUUUUUCAUCGCGCGAGGAACGUUCCUGGUUCCGAGAGGCGGAGAUCUACCAGACUGUCAUGCUACGGCACGAGAACAUCCUGGGCUUCAUCGCUGCCGACAACAAAGAUAACGGCACGUGGACACAGCUGUGGCUGGUGUCUGACUACCACGAGCACGGCUCGCUGUUCGACUACCUGAACAGGUACACAGUUACCGUAGAGGGCAUGAUCAAGCUGGCCCUGUCCACCGCCAGCGGACUGGCCCACCUGCACAUGGAGAUCGUGGGCACACAAGGCAAGCCGGCCAUUGCCCACCGGGACCUGAAGUCCAAGAACAUCCUGGUGAAGAAGAACGGGACCUGCUGCAUCGCUGACUUGGGGCUGGCGGUCCGCCACGACUCGGCGACGGACACCAUAGACAUCGCUCCCAAUCACAGAGUGGGAACCAAAAGAUAUAUGGCCCCAGAGGUGCUGGACGAUACGAUAAACAUGAAACAUUUCGACUCAUUUAAGAGGGCUGACAUCUACGCCAUGAGCCUGGUCUUCUGGGAGAUCGCAAGCCGCUGUUCCAUUGGUGGUAUCCAUGACGACUACCAGCUGCCUUACUUUGACCUGGUUCAGUCGGACCCCUCAGUGGAGGAGAUGAAGAAGGUGGUGUGCGAACAGAAGCUCAGGCCGAACAUCCCCAACAGGUGGCAGAGCUGUGAGGCUCUGCGAGUGAUGGCCAAGAUCAUGAGGGAGUGUUGGUACGCCAACGGGGCGGCUCGUCUGACAGCACUGCGCAUCAAGAAGACCCUGUCCCAGCUCAGCCAGCAGGAGGGCAUCAAGAUGUAGGCCAGGAGGGGUCGAAUAGUGCCCCCCAUGUUUCUUCAAAGCUGCUGCUCCUCCUCUGCCUCCUCCUCCUCGUUCUGGGAAAGAGGAACGAGCCAUUUGACAGAGGGUCCUCAGUCUGACCCCCCCCCCCCCCCCCCCCACCCAAACAUCUCAUCUCAGCGCCUAGACUACAAGGCUUCAGGAGAGGCUGUACUUUCCUACCUCACCGAGGUAACAGCGGCUGGAUCACUGACUGAUAGAGAAAGGCAGGCUUACAUCAUACAGGCGUUACCUCCAUCCUUCCCCUGAUUCUCCGUGGACUUCUCAUUGUGCCUCUGGACCACCUUCCCCACCCCUCUGAACACACAGAGCCUCCUCACCUCCCCCCUCAAGAGCCAUAGACCAGGGUUUAUUUCUAAUCACCUUUGGCUCUGUCCGGAGAAACUGCAGAAAGCCGAUACAGGGAAGGCAGAAGCGCCAUUACAAAACACACCUUAAACACGUGGUGUGUUUGCAUUGACCAGUGUGAAGAAAUAUCCCCCAGAAUGUUAUACAUAAUUGAUUCUCUGAAUGGGUGGAUGAAGUCUGUUACCUGGUUGCUAAGAACCAGUGUUUUAAUUCAUUUUUUUUUGUGCUUGGAAGUCGAUCAUCUGCUACAGGAUUGUCUCUUUUCAGAAGUGAUAGUGACAGAUUUGUGCUCACCCCUUAACCCAUAUGAUAUAGAUCAUUGUUUCAUUUUUUAUUUGAAUCAAACUCGACAUGACCUCAUUCAGUCUUGGCAAACAUGCUAUGACAUAUGCAAAAAUUAUAUAUACUUCUGUAUAUUUUAUGAAUUUACACCAGAAAGUGCCACUUCGGAAUCAGUCUCAUUGGCCCCCAUGCGUUUUUUUGUGUGUGCGUGUGAGAGUGUGUGCACAAACGUUUUCAGCGGAGUCAUACAGGUGUCGGCGGAUGGUAUGCAGUGUAUCGAUUAUCGACUGCCUAUGCCUGUCUCCUCUGGCCUGCCCCACCUCGUUUGGAAUCAGCUUGGGUCGGCUCUAAACUCCACCCCUUUUUUCUGGGCAGCGCUCUACCGUGUUGCUGAGACUUAUGGCUGCUCUCUUGCCGCCGAGCUUUGUCUGAACGGGGUGCGGUCAAAGCGUCGCUUUAAGAAAACACUUCUCAAGAUGCUGUACAAAUGUGCAUGUACAAAUGUGCAUGAUUUUUUUUUAACCUGCUGAAAUUAUGAACUCAUGAUUACAGUAAUAUAACAAAUAGACAUAUAUGUCGUGCCAUAGGUGUUACAGCAUUUUGUAGAUUUCCCCCCCAGGAUGGAGUGUGUGUGUGUGCGUGCGUGUGCGCGUGUGUGAGAGAGUGUGAGUGAGAGAGAGAGAUUUAAAAUUAACUAUGUUUAUGGUAAAUUACUUAAUUUGACCAAGCCUUAAGGGACCAAUGGAAGGCUUAAUUUUCCCCUUUUUUAAUCUGUUUAUUAAGUAGGUACUAUGAUCUGUAUGACAAACAAGUAAAACUAAAACGGAAUAAAAGAGUGUUGUGCUUUUACCGUAUUAUUGUAUCCAUAGCCAUGCAGACCGAAACUGAAGACUGGUCCUUUUCUGCACACUUGAAAGUUGUUACUGUCGGUACCUCACGCUGCUGUAUUCAGGAUGCCCUUUAAAGAAAACCUCACUUUGUUGGUGAAGAAUAUUCGUAAAAUUUUAGCGGGCAAACAAAUGAAAAUGCAUAUACGAAAACACUGUUCAUUCAUUUUUAACCGUUGUUUUAAUGGCAACAAGUGCACUUGUGGGGAAAACGUCGCAUGUGUAAGCGCAGUCAUGCGGCCACGAGUUAUCGUUCAUUUUCUUUAUGUAUAUUUUGAAGCCACUGUGCUGCUAUUGUUUGUGCGAGCAAGGACAAAGAGGGAACAACACUCCUUAUCGGCAGCUGCGUUGUUACAUACGCCCUUUAGUAGGUGUGCCACUAACAUUUAGUCCUGAGCCUGUUAACAAUGGUAUGGGGCAGCCACAACUUUAAAGGUCUCGAUUAUAACGAAUUAUUAUUUAGUUAAUGAAAAUUCUUAAUUAAGCAGUUACUUUUAUACAAGUGUGAAUGGUACCAUUUUGUCCUGAAAUCGACUCUUCAAAUGAUGCCAGUACUAUUUUGAUUCGUUUUGAAAAUGUAUACGUUCAGAAUUAAGUAUUACACAUUAGUGUUUUGGUGUUAAAAUGGGUCAGCAGCUGUUGCCUGUACUACUAAGCGGGGUUACUGGCUUAUCGGGGUAACUUGUCGGAUUUAAGGUAGUCUGGGCAAAAAUGUAAGUGAACGCAUAAGAAGUCCAUUUAAACUGUGGUACCUUAAAUCCGACAAGUUACCCCGAUAAGCCAGUAACCCCGCUUCGUAGUACAGGCCACUGGAGAUGUAAGCUUAUCCUAACCUAUGAACGGUGAGAUGCGUGUUGCGUCUUACCUUAUUAACACACAAUGGUCAGUGGUGCAAAUAUAUUUUUUAUUUUUAGAGAGAACCAGUAGCAAGCCACAUGCUCUGGGACACGGCAUUUUCAUUAUACCCAGCUACUUCAGCCACGGGUAGCUCAUUUCUGCGCAACGUGCCACUACUUAACCACCAGCAGCCUUUUUUGUUUUAUAUCAAAGUUAACCAAGCUGAAACAUACACAUCCAGGUAUUCCUCAGCGACAUGCAGGUAUCUAUAUGGUCCUGAUCGGACCAGCACACCAGCUAUGACUUAAACCAUAUGUACACCUCUGGUUUCUUUAGCGGAGGCUUGUCGAGCCUUAAGUGUGUGUACAGCAGCGACAUUCUUUUUCUUUGGAGGGGAAAGGGUACGGUCAGACAGAUUAAUUAACCGGCAGGCUGCGACCCAAAAUCCGAAAGAGAUCCGGCGACCCCACGGGUGAGUCGCUGUCUAGCGGGUCGCAGUCGAUUCAUUCAUAUUGCGCACGACGAAAUAAACGUGACAGCGCGCAUGCGUCAGUCGGUUUCUGUCGGAUGUUUGCAGGCGCAAAUACCUGGUCAUCGAGGCCCAGGGCCGGAGAGACCAAGUUAUAUUUCCGAUCGGGAAAAGGAACGGCUGCCGUCUGAACGGCGUAAUUGUGAGGAAGGAAAGAAUGAGCCUCAGGUCACAAGGGGGUGUAAUUAGCUUUAAACCUGCAAGGUUUUUUUUCCCCUCUUUUUUUGACUGAGACCAUUGUGUACAGAUAGAGGAAAGCUUUUACAUUUUUAGUGCCUAUAGUUUGAUUAUAUUUUUAACUGAUCUUUUCCACCUGGAAUGAUGCACUGCAUGAACCGAAUUCUGACGUUUGCAUCACUUUUUAUAAUUUGUAAAUAGAAAUAUUAUCGAUGUUUAAAAUAUAAAAAAAUGGCUUAUGUGUUUACCUCAUUGUACAUAAACAUAUGUUUACUUUGGAAGUUUGCUUUCUUUUCUAAGAAACUUAAAUAGUAAAUUACAUCAGCCGGUAACACUAGUCAUGCAUUGUAUUGUGUUUCUGUUUUUCCGGAAUUGGCUAGUCGUUACGGAAUACUCAAUUUUCUGUAUUUGAAAGCUUUUCUCAAGUUAAUUACGCGGUUUCUGAGUGGAGGCGAAUGUAAGGAAUACAAUGCAAAAUGUCUUGUUUACUUUGGGUAAAUGCAUUGAGUUCUUUGGUGUGUACGAGGAAUGAAUUAUGAGAAAUGGGGAACAUAGCGAUGACUGAUGCUUAAGUUCUAACAGUGCUUGUAGAAAGUUGCAAAAAUAAAAUAUGUUUACUUA
Paramormyrops kingsleyae is the source of this 5342-nucleotide messenger RNA. Its product is annotated as TGF-beta receptor type-1. Gene Ontology annotation, molecular function: transforming growth factor beta receptor activity, type I; ATP binding; SMAD binding. Lineage: Eukaryota; Metazoa; Chordata; Actinopteri; Osteoglossiformes; Mormyridae. Gene Ontology annotation, biological process: heart development; cellular response to growth factor stimulus; protein phosphorylation. The record is from RefSeq and is a predicted model, not a curated record. Gene Ontology annotation, cellular component: signaling receptor complex; plasma membrane.